Staurois parvus is the source of this 543-nucleotide messenger RNA. Lineage: Eukaryota; Metazoa; Chordata; Amphibia; Anura; Ranidae. The record is from the annotation of a GenBank genome assembly.
CUAGUGCCCCCUUGUACCAGCUCCUCCCCUCCAGUCUUACACAGGUGUACCGGCUCCUCCCCUCCAGUCUUACACAGGUGUACCGGCUCCUCCCCUCCAGUCUUACACAGGUGUACCGGCUCCUCCCCUUCAGUCUUGCACAGCUGUACCGGCUCCUCCCCUUCAGUCUUGCACAGGUGUAGCGGCUCCUCCCCUCCAGUCUUGCACAGGUGUACCGGCUCCUCCCCUCCAGUCAUGCACAGGUGUACCGGCUCCUCCCCUUCAGUCUUGCACAGGUGUACCGGCUCCUCCCCUUCAGUCUUGCACAGGUGUACCGGCUCCUCCCCUCCAGUCUUGCACAGGUGUACCGACUCCUCCCCUUCAGUCUUGCACAGGUGUAGCGGCUCCUCCCCUCCAGUCUUGCACAGGUGUACAGGCUCCUCCCCUUCAGUCUUGCACAGGCGUACCGGCUCCUCCCCUUCAGUCUUGCAAAGGUGUACCUGCUCCUCCCCUCCAGUCUUGCACAGGUGUACCGACUCCUCCCCUUCAGUCUUGCACAGGUGU